AGGCAUAUUUCGCUCCACGAUCAGAAGUAAAAGAUGGAUGUACGAAAUUAGGCAAAAUAGUCAAAAACAUUGAAACGCCUAGUUAUGAAGAUGUUAAAGCAUGUUACGAAGGAAUUAAGUAUGAUGAUGAACGAGCAAAACAAUUGAUUGAUGUAGUAGAAGGAAUUAUGUCAAAUUUUUAUCCUUUUUUUGACCAAGCUAAAGAAAACCCAGAAAAUGGUUAUAGUUUUGAGCCUAUAGACUUGACAAAAGAACUAAACUCAUUACGUCACGGGCAUUAUAAAUCUGAUUUUGAAUUCAUAACGACCAUAAGAAACCUAAUCUCACAAUUAAAAGAUGCACAUACGCAUUUGGACAUCAACUGUUAUAACAGAUUUUUCUUUUCACAAAAUUUAGCCAUGUAUUCAAUCACACAAAAUAAUCAGCAGAAAAUUAAGAUCAUGGAAGACGAUUUAAACCCAUCAAAUAAGGGUUGUGAAGUAAUAGAAAUAAAUGGUCAGGAUGCUCUAAAAGUAAUCAAAAAAUUUGCUAACGAGAGUGUCGUAGGCUCAAGAGAUCUGGGUGUCCGAUUUAAUUUAGCAUUGACUUCUCUCUCUAAACAAUUUGGUUCUUGGCUUAGCGCUAAAGGAACUGAUCAAUUUGUACAAAGACGCGAUUUACCAGAAACCCCUACUAUUACUUAUACAUUAUCUUGUUCCGAAAAAAAACGCACUCUAGUCAGAAAAUGGAGUUUAACAACCGCCGGGGAUAUCAAUGAUUUUAAAGAUACUAAAAGCUAUUUUGAACAAAAUUGUUUACCUAACCAAGAUAAUCCAAGAGUAAAUCCAGGAGAAGAAGUUGAUGUUCGCUUGAUUGGUGACAUUGGUGUUGCAAGAAUUGGAACUUUCAGUUUUGGAACUCGUAAACUACUUGAAAUGAAGAAAGGUCUUCAAUACUUAUCCAAUAAGGCUAAAAAGCUUGUUAUAGAUUUAUCAAAUAAUGGAGGUGGUGUUGUUGGCUUUGCCCAGGUCAUAAGUGCACUCCUACUUCCAUCAAAUGGCUUUUUUCCAGACGAC
This is a messenger RNA of Racocetra persica, 1055 nucleotides long. Lineage: Eukaryota; Fungi; Glomeromycota; Glomeromycetes; Diversisporales; Gigasporaceae. The record is from the annotation of a GenBank genome assembly.